Gastrolobium bilobum is the source of this 423-nucleotide messenger RNA. RefSeq lists its product as uncharacterized. The coding region runs from base 1 to 423 and encodes 140 amino acids. The record is from RefSeq and is a predicted model, not a curated record. Lineage: Eukaryota; Viridiplantae; Streptophyta; Magnoliopsida; Fabales; Fabaceae. The transcript has a single exon.
AUGUGGAAGUGCCUUAGAAACAACCAAAUAUCAGCACAAGAUCAAGAUCAUGACAAUGAAGGUAAGAAAGUCGAGAAGAUAAAGACAUCUUCUUCAUCCUCCAAGUUGGAAACGGCACGGCGAGAAGACAGCAUGAAGAAGAAGGUGAGGUUUAAAAUUCAAGAUGAUAGAGGUGGUGAAGGAAGUGCUAGUAAUUCUACAAGUGACCCUGUAAGGAUUAGAUUGGUGGUGACUAAGGAAGAGUUGAAAAGGAUGUUAAGUUAUAAGAAUGUAAAUGAUGCUCAGCUCACUUCAUUGGGCCAAUUACUAAGCGAUAUGAAGUUGAGAGAGAAAACAUUGUCUCAGAUUGAAGAAAAUGAUGGGAGCAUAAAUUCUUGGAGGCCAGCUUUAGAAAGCAUUCCAGAGGAUUGCUCAAUGAAGUAG